Molecule: messenger RNA, 2124 nt
Organism: Enterobius vermicularis (human pinworm)
Lineage: Eukaryota; Metazoa; Nematoda; Chromadorea; Rhabditida; Oxyuridae
Source: the annotation of a GenBank genome assembly
AUGGCUAAAGGAACUUUGCGAACUCUUUGGUUCUCACCAAACAAGCAAGAAACCAUACUCAAAAUGCUGGUUUUGUGCCUAGCAUGCAUCGUUGCUUUUUCAAGUCGCUUGUUUGCCGUGGUUCGAUUUGAGUCGCUGAUUCAUGAGUUUGACCCCUAUUUCAACUACCGUACAACUCGGUUCUUGGCUGAAGAAGGGUACUAUAAAUUUCACAAUUGGUUUGACGACCGGGCUUGGUAUCCUUUGGGCAGAAUUAUUGGUGGGACUAUUUAUCCUGGUUUGAUGGUUACUAGUGCUCUGAUUUAUCGUAUUCUUCAUUUUUUCCAUUUUACACUGCACAUACGAGAAGUCUGUGUUUUCCUAGCUCCUCUUUUUAGUUCGUUUACUGUGAUCAUUACAUAUUUGCUAACGAAAGAGUUAAAGAGUGAUGGGGCAGGCUUAGUCGCUGCUUCUUUGAUUGCUAUUGUUCCUGGUUAUAUAUCUCGCUCGGUAGCUGGUUCUUACGAUAAUGAGGGCAUCGCUAUAUUUUGCAUGUUAUUUACGUAUUACUUAUGGAUCAAAGCUGUCAAGACUGGAGUGCUAUAUUGGUCUGUUCUUUGUUCUUUGGCGUAUUUCUACAUGGUUUCAUCUUGGGGUGGAUAUGUCUUUCUCAUCAAUCUUAUACCACUUCAUGUCCUCGCACUUAUUUGUACUGGUCGUUUCUCGCACAAAAUUUACGUGGCGUAUUCAACAGUCUACAUUGUCGGAACUAUUUUAUCCAUGCAAAUUCCCUUCGUAGGUUUUCAGCCAGUGCAAACUUCUGAACAUAUGGCGGCCUUUGGCGUUUUUGGACUCUGCCAGUUAGUGGCAUUCUCAAAAUGGCUACGUUCAAAACUGUCGGAGGAGAACUAUCGGCUACUGUUCCAUUCUGUUGUGGUGGCAGUUGCAUCUGUCUUUGCUUUCGCCAUUAUAUUAGCUACACUUUUGGGAAAAAUUGCCCCCUGGACUGGUAGGUUUUAUUCCCUCCUGGAUCCUUCUUACGCAAAGAAUAAUAUUCCUAUUAUCGCAUCCGUUUCGGAGCACCAACCAACUGCCUGGAGUUCCUUCUACUUUGACCUUCAGUUUCUUGUAUUCACUUUUCCGGCUGGUCUGUAUUUUUGCUUCAAAGAAUUGAAUGACCAUAACAUUUUUAUAAUUCUGUAUGGCCUGACAAGCAUUUACUUUGCGGGGGUCAUGGUCCGAUUGAUGUUGGUAUUAGCCCCCGUAAUGUGCAUUUUGGCUGGCAUUGCGAUAUCUUCUACACUGAGUAGUUAUAUGAAAAACCUGGACGGUGUUGCGCAGCAUCAGGUGAAACACGACAAGAAGGAGCGGGAACGAAAUUACCCUUAUAAAAAUGAAGUUGCGACAACGGUUGUAGCGCUUGUUAGCAUGUCGCUUUUCUUAUAUGUCUUUCACUGCACAUGGGUGACGUCAGAAGCUUACAGCAGUCCUUCAAUUGUACUUUCUGCUCACUCAGGUGAUGGGAGUAGUAUUAUAUUUGAUGACUUCCGAGAGGCGUAUUACUGGUUGCGUCAAAACACUCCUUCGGACGCGAAGAUAAUGUCUUGGUGGGAUUAUGGUUAUCAGAUCACAGCGAUUGCUAAUCGUACAGUCAUAGUUGACAACAACACCUGGAACAAUACACAUAUUUCGCGAGUAGGACAGGCUAUGUCUUCUAAAGAAGAGGACGCCUACGAAAUAAUGAAAGAAUUGGAUGUCGACUACGUUUUAGUUAUAUUUGGUGGCGUUACUGGAUACUCAUCAGAUGAUAUUAAUAAAUUUUUGUGGAUGGUAAGGAUUGGUGGUUCGACUCCUGAGGGAUCUCAUAUUCACGAAAGUGAUUAUUUCACGAAGUCUGGAGAAUUUAGAGUGGACAAAGAAGGCUCACCAACGAUGUUAAACUGUUUGAUGUACAAACUUUGCUACUAUCGUUUUGGAGGACUAUACACACAACAAGGCCGCGCUACUGGCUUUGACAGGGUUCGACACGCUGAGAUAGGAAAUAAAGAUUUUGAACUGGACUAUUUGGAUGAAGCAUUUACUUCAGAGCACUGGAUUGUUCGGAUCUAUAAGGUGAAGUCAGUGGACAAUAGAGGUCAUAAGUAG